CUGAUGGAGUCUCUGCUCAGGUUUCCCUUCUGGACCUCCACCUUCUGCCUCUACCUGUCCUGGACUCAGGUUCAAGCAGCAACAUUUGUAGUGAAUGUGACACAGAGCUCCUAUCAGGCAGAGGAGAACCACAACAUCACUCUGGAGUGGACCUUCACCUCCAGACCCAACAGAACCAGGACCAUCUACUGCUGUGUGUUGACUCUUCCCAGAGAAAUAAUCCUCUAUUCAGUCUAUGAAGAUGUUGAAGAGACAGAGUUUACAGAUGAACACUUUAAAGGACGAGUCCAGAUGGACAAAGACGUCCUCAGAGAAGGACGGAUCAGGUUCCAUCUGUCCAGACUGAGGACUGAAGACUCUGGACUGUAUUUAUGUUACAUCAGGACUGACUAUGGGAGAGGUUCUGCAGUCAGCAACGUUACAAUCACUGAGACGGUUCCUCAGAGAACCAGUCCAACCCCAGAGGAAGAGACCAUCAGAACCGGUCAGCGCUCCAGGCUGCUGCUCUGUCUACCUGCUGCUGUUUUCUUCUUCUUCUUCUUGGUUGGUUUCCUGUGUUACUUUAGAAAGUUCCCUAAAAACAACAAGUUCUGUCCUCUGCACCAGAUCUAUGUUCAUGCAGACAGGAACUCUGCAGAAAGGGAUUCAAACCAGCAGCUUUACCCUCCUGGAGAAGAUCUUCAUCCUCUUCCUCAGUCUGAUUCUGGUCAGUCUGCUCUGCAGAUGCUCAUCUGAUCUUAAACUGGGAUCUAAGUUCAGGUUCUGACUGGUUCUCUUUGUUCUCCUGCAGGAUCCUCCUCUAACUGCAGUCCCGGACCUUCAGAGAAGAAACUGGAAUGGAGCAGAAAACUCAGAGAUCUUCUGGUAGCUCCUCAGGUUCUGUUCAGCCUCAGGAAGAGCUAGAGCAGAGAGUUCAUGGUUCCUUAUUUCUGGGAGGAAAACCUGAGCUGAUUUCUCCUUCAUGCCUCAUGGAGUCUGCUUGGAGCACAAACUGAUGGAGAACUUUAGAAGCUGGAGCUCCUGUUCUGGAUGGACUCAGCCUUUGCACUGUUUGACAUAACUGUUUAUCAAUACACUAUUCUGAUCUGGAAUCAUGUUUAUUUUUAAGGGUUCUCCCUCAUGGGGGGGAAUGAGUUUUUGGAACUUGAGAUGUCUACUCAUCAGACCAAAGCACAGAUUUCCAUCGCUCUAAUGUUCAUUCCUUGUGUUCUUUAGCCAAAGUAAGUCUCUUCUGCUUGGUGCCUGUCCUUAGCAGUGGUUUCCUAGCAGCUAUGAAGUCCUGAUUCACACAGUCUCCUCUUAAUAGUUGUUCCAGAGAUGUGUCUGCUGCUAGAACUCUGUGUGGCAUUGACCUGGGCUCUACUCUGAGCUGCUGUUAAACUCCCAUUUGUGCUUUAUAUAAAACAUUUUAAUCACUUAAAGCACUUUAAAAAUACAAAAAUGAAGUUGAUUAUUUAGAAAGAAGAGAGAAGGUUCAGGGAAAUUAACUUAAGUGACUUGU
Messenger RNA from Cyprinodon variegatus (sheepshead minnow), 1501 nucleotides. RefSeq lists its product as uncharacterized. Bases 4 to 735 code for a protein of 243 amino acids. The record is from RefSeq and is a predicted model, not a curated record. Gene Ontology annotation, biological process: T cell costimulation; negative regulation of T cell proliferation; cell surface receptor signaling pathway. Lineage: Eukaryota; Metazoa; Chordata; Actinopteri; Cyprinodontiformes; Cyprinodontidae. The transcript has 5 exons. Gene Ontology annotation, cellular component: external side of plasma membrane.